GGCCGCUGAUAGCGUGACGGUCGCGCGGACGUCCUUCCCGGUUGCGACGUGCGCUCGCUGCCGUCAGGACGUCGUUAGCUUCUCUUCGUGAGAUGCAGACGUUUGGGGAAUUUAACGCCGAACGGAACCGCACAGGAUCCGAGGCCAAAUUCUACUUAGUGAGGGGAAACGGGAGAAACGGUGACCCUUGACCUCAUCGUCACGAUGCAGUUCCUGGCGCACACGGCCCACUGGCAGUUUGCGGGCCUGCUAACCGGCUGCCUGGGGUGGAUCCUCACCAUGGCCACGGCGGGCACGGACGAGUGGCGCCUGUGGCACGUGGACCCCGAGAACCGGACGGCCGUCAUCACCUCGGGCGUGGCCUGGGUGGGCAUCUGGCGGGCCUGCUUCCACAGCCACGCCACGCCCGAGAUGGAGAACUGCCAGAGCAUGGGCGUCUCGGACGGCUUUGUCCCGCCGGAGAUCCGGGCGGCGCAGGUUCUGCUGGUGUCGGCCGCGCUGGGCGGCCUGGCCGGCAACGCCGCCGCGGUCGAGGCGGUCAGGCGGGUCUACUUCUCCAUCGGGGAUCGCGGCGGCGUGCGUGCGGCCUUCGUCCUGGCGGGGGCGCUCUAUCUCCUGACGGUGGCGCUGGUCCUGGUGCCCCUGUUGUGGAACAUGAACUCCGUUUUGAACGACGACGCCAUCCCCUUCCCGCCCCGCUUCAGGCUUCCCGCGGCCCCCGCCGGCCAGAGAGUUGGCGCGGCCGUCGGGGUGGGCUUCGUGGCCGCCGUCCUCAUGCUCAUCAGCGGGCUGCUGUUUCUCAGCUACCAACACGUGUGGAAAACCCUCCGACCCGAGCUGCCCAGACGGAGAGUGCCGGCGGAGGACGAGCGAGCCAGGGAUAAUCCCGCUUUCCGUGCUGAUCACGAGUUGUGAACACGUAUCAAACAAUAACUUCAACAAAACCUUCAGUCGGGUUCCAAAAUGAAAAACGUUGGUACAGAUCAGUAUCAUGAUUGGCUAUGAAAGGAGGACUAGCCGAAAGGCUCAAUUGUUCACAAGCGAUCUCGUUGGAAUGUCCGGCGACGUACAAUUGCAAAGAAUUUCGGGAUUUCUUUAGCUACAAUUCAUAACAGAAUCCAAAAAUUCUGAGAAUCUGAAGAAAAGCGACACUGAAUCUCCGUGACCUUUGAUCCCUCAGUCGUGGGUGCAUUACCGUCUGGACUGCUAUCAACGCCGAGUUCAAAACCCAAGCAUCACCCAUGGUUUAGAGGGCGUGGUAGGGGCCGCGUCUGCGAAGGUUGCUGCCAUCCAAGCAAUGUGCCUUACAGGGACGUCGCUGCUUAUUUCAGCAAAGACGUUGCCGAGUCGCAUCUUGCGUUUACAACGGAUCUAGCGCUGUCGUAAGACCGCGAGUACUAGUUUGGCCUGCCGCCAGUCCCGACCCACUGAAAAUGUGUGCAGGACCGAAGAAGAACUUGAAAGAAGUGCACCUGAAAAGCUCAAACGGCGAAGCGUCCUCAGUUCCCAAAAGCUCAUCGAGUGUUGUUAAAAUGGAGGAUGAUGUAACGCCGUUGUAAACAUGGCCGCCUCUCAGAUUUAUUAGAAGGUGUUGCAGGUAGUAAAUUUGUGAAUAUUUAAAAAACCAACCCAAAAAAGUUGUUCAAUUUGAAUAUUAAAUAUUUUGUCUUUGGAUUUGCAAAUUGUUGAAUUUUAUUUUUUUUACACAAUGUUCCAACUAAAUUGGAUUUUGUACUGUAUUGUAGAAAUAUAUUUGUCGCAUAAUACUGACUAAACCCACCAGAUUUGAUACUAGUAGCAAGGAGGUAGUACUAGUAGAUAUUUGAUAAUAGUAGCAGCAUGAUUUACAAGCACCCCAUUUCCAAGUUAUGUCGACUGGUCAAUUUUUUUUUUUUUUUUUUGUGGGGUGGGGGGGUGAUUUUAUUUUAUUUGUGUUGCGAAUUGUAUUUUUACCAUACAAAAUUGGUACAACAGCAUCAAAUCUUUAUCUUUUCUGUAUCCGUAAAGUUUCAAAUAUUGAUUUUUGCUGCGCAUCGUGUAAUCAUUUAUUGCCAUUUGGUAUCAAUACACCAGCAUAAAGUAGCGAACUUGCGCUGCAUUGUCAUAUUUUGAUUGUGUAUCGAUGCACAAAUAAUACAGUACCAUUUUUAUUUUUGCCUUUGGAUUUCAUCUUCGUAUUUUACAAUACAACAUUGAGACAACAGCAUCAAAUAUUUUAUCUUCUGAUUCUGUAUCAAUGCAUAAUUGAUCAAAUAUUGAUUUUGCUGUGCAUUGUAUCAUCAUUUAUUAUUGGUUGCAAUCAAUACACCAGCAUGAAGUAGCGACUUUGCGCUGUAUUGUCAUAUUUUGAUGGUGUAAUAAUAUGCAGUACAAAUAAUACAGUCCCAUUUUCAUUUUUGCCUUUGCAUUGCAUCUUCGUAUUUUACUAUU
Syngnathoides biaculeatus (alligator pipefish) is the source of this 2430-nucleotide messenger RNA. It is a transcript of the gene cldn34a, whose product is annotated as claudin 34a. The transcript has 2 exons. Gene Ontology annotation, biological process: bicellular tight junction assembly; cell adhesion. The record is from RefSeq and is a predicted model, not a curated record. The coding region runs from base 205 to 915 and encodes 236 amino acids. Gene Ontology annotation, cellular component: plasma membrane; bicellular tight junction. Lineage: Eukaryota; Metazoa; Chordata; Actinopteri; Syngnathiformes; Syngnathidae. Gene Ontology annotation, molecular function: structural molecule activity.